Molecule: messenger RNA, 2460 nt
Organism: Ricinus communis (castor bean)
Lineage: Eukaryota; Viridiplantae; Streptophyta; Magnoliopsida; Malpighiales; Euphorbiaceae
Product: proline-rich receptor-like protein kinase PERK1
Exons: 8
Coding region: 219-2231 (670 amino acids)
Biological process (GO): protein phosphorylation
Molecular function (GO): ATP binding; protein kinase activity
Source: RefSeq, a predicted model, not a curated record
UGAAUUCUCUUUCUCUCUCUCCCCCACCCCAUGUGAAAAGGAACUCUCCAACUCAGCCAUCUAUCUAUCUUUCUAUUCUGUCCAAAACUAACAAGAAUCCUUCAAACACCACCACCACCACCUUCUUCUUCUUCUUCUUUUUAAAGUAUAAUCUCUCUCUUAAUUCUCUUUUUAUUGCUUGUAAGUUUUAAUUGGACCAUUUAACGUAUAGGGAAACAAUGUCUGCUCCUACUCCCACGUCUCCGCCGUCUACUAACACCACUGCUCCACCACCCGCCACUCCUGCUGCUCCACCACCCUCCACACCUGCUGCUCCACCCCCUGCAACUCCAGCUGCUCCACCCCCUGCCACUCCAGCUGCUCCACCCCCCGCCACUCCAGCUGCACCACCACCCGCACCAGUAACUCCCUCAGCACCACCUCCCGCCCCAGCAACCCCCUCUUCACCUCCACCUACUUCCUCCUCCUCUCCGCCGCCUCCAUCAACUCCUUCUCCUUCUCCUCCAACGUCCACUCCUUCUCCUCCGUCUCCACCUUCGACCACGCCCUCUCCUCCGACGAACUCUGGUACUACACCCUCUACGCCUACCCCUACAACUAGGAGUCCUCCUGCUCCGCCUACUUCCAGCUCGCCGUCUCCGCCGUCUCCACCUUCGAAUUCUUCUUCGGGGAUAUCGACGGGAGUUGUAGUGGGAAUAGCUAUUGGAGGAGUAGCGAUUCUAUUAGUUUUGAGUUUGUUAUGUAUUUGUUGCAGAAAAAAGAGAAGAAGACGUGAUGAUGAAGCUGCUUAUUAUGUCCCUCCACCUCCUGGUCCUAAAGAUGGUCCUUAUGGUGGACAGCAGCAGCAGCAUUGGCAACAGCAUGCUCCUCCACCGGAUCGUGUAUUCACAGCAAUGCCAAAACCUAAUCCACCGCCACCUGUUGCAUCAAGACCUCCACAUCCUGCUUCGAUGACACCACCACCACCACCUCCGCCUCCUUUCAUGAGCAGCAGUGGUGGCUCUGGCUCCAACUAUUCUGGUUCUGAAAACCCACUCCCACCUCCUUCUCCAGGCCUUGCAUUGAGUUUCUCAAAGAGUACAUUUUCUUUUGAGGAACUAGCUCGGGCCACCGAUGGUUUCUCUAAUGCUAAUCUUCUUGGUCAAGGUGGUUUUGGGUAUGUGCAUAGAGGAGUUCUUCCUAGUGGAAAAGAAGUUGCAGUCAAGCAGCUUAAAGCUGGAAGUGGACAAGGAGAGCGCGAAUUUCAGGCUGAGAUUGAAAUUAUUAGCCGAGUGCAUCACAAACACCUUGUUUCAUUGGUUGGAUAUUGUAUCACUGGCUCUCAGAGACUUCUUGUUUAUGAGUUCGUUCCAAACAACACUUUAGAGUUUCACUUACAUGGAAAGGGGCGGCCUACCAUGGAUUGGCCUACCAGACUUAAAAUUGCUCUGGGGUCUGCUAAGGGACUUGCAUAUCUGCAUGAAGAUUGUCAUCCUAAAAUCAUUCAUCGUGAUAUUAAGGCAGCUAAUAUACUUUUGGAUUUCAAAUUUGAGGCAAAGGUUGCAGAUUUUGGACUAGCAAAGUUCUCUUCUGAUUUUAAUACACAUGUCUCCACCAGGGUCAUGGGAACCUUUGGGUAUCUGGCUCCAGAAUAUGCAGCAAGCGGGAAAUUAACAGAUAAAUCAGAUGUAUUCUCCUUUGGGAUCAUGCUUCUGGAGUUGAUUACUGGGCGGCGUCCUGUUGAUGCAAAUCCAGCUUAUGCAGAUGACAGUUUGGUUGACUGGGCGAGGCCUUUGCUCACACGAGCUCUAGAAGAUGGAAACUUUGACACUCUGGCAGAUCCAAAAUUGCAAAAUGAUUAUGACCACAAUGAAAUGGCUCGCAUGGUUGCUUCUGCUGCUGCUUGUGUGCGUCAUUCAGCUAGACGCCGACCGCGUAUGAGUCAGGUAGUCCGAGCUCUGGAAGGAGAUGUCGCACUGUCUGAUCUUAAUGAAGGAAUACGACCUGGACACAGUAGUUUAUACAGCUAUGGCAGUUCAGACUAUGACACCAGCCAAUACAACGAGGACAUGAAAAAAUUCCGGAAGAUGGCUUUAGGAAGCCAGGAGUAUGGUGCCAGUAGCGAAUACAGUGGACCAACCAGCGAAUAUGGUUUAUAUCCUUCCGGCUCAAGCAGUGAAGGACAUAAUACCCGAGAAAUGGAAAUGGGAAAGAUGAAGAGAAACAGCCAAGGUUUUAGUGGAAAUUCAUGAUAACUGAAGCUCCAAAUUUUCUGUAAAGAACCAGCCUCCCUUUUCUUAUACUCUUGACGUAGAUGUCACACUGAUUGCAAGAAUGGCAUGUUUGGGAUGUGAUAACAUAUACGAUUUAUUUUUUUUCCCCUUUUUCUUACCCCUGAUUUUGAAGUGUCAUUGGCUUUAUUCUGUAUUUAUGGCGCCUUAUAUACUACAGAAAUAAUGAAAUUACAAGUUGAUUCUUUUA